Molecule: messenger RNA, 2042 nt
Organism: Mollisia scopiformis
Lineage: Eukaryota; Fungi; Ascomycota; Leotiomycetes; Helotiales; Mollisiaceae
Exons: 2
Coding region: 140-1804 (554 amino acids)
Source: RefSeq, a predicted model, not a curated record
UGGUCUGUGCCCGAUGAGAAUCAUAGGCACCGAGAAUCCCGAGUUACAACAACAGAACACGAGCCUCACGAUCUCGUCAAUGAUCGAACGAAUGCGAUCACCAUAGGACUGAGACAUCCGGUGGCACAUACCCAUCGCCAUGUCUGCAGAUUUCCCAAGCUCGAAUCCCUUCCGGCGGAAAGCCUCUGCAACGGCAACUCCAACCCCUCAAAGCAACCCCUCCACCACCCAACAUGCCGCCUAUCAAGCAGCAGAUCCCCAGCCUGGGUCUCUCAGCCUCGAAAGUAUAGAUGUGCCGAAGAAAAUCACGAAGAAAGUCCGUGUACAAUCUCCUCCUCCGCUGUCUCCAUCGACUCCGUCCCUACCGGACUCGAACUCUACCAUUGGGGAAGAGAACUACUCCUUCUCUGCCAGACCUCCCACGCCACCGAUUCCUCAAGAUGACGACCCUUUUGACACCACCACAUCCGAUAUAUCCGAAGAUGAAGAGCUUAGCAAACCAAAUAAAGCUCCAGCAAACCCUUUCUCACGGACGUUGGAAACAAUGGAGCAUCCCCAGCGAGAUAUACCUACUAUACCCCCAACAGGUGUUUCAAGUCCGGGCCGGGCGUCAAUGGAUGUGGAAGCUUUCAAGAGACUGUUAAUGACAGGAAGUGCUGAAGUAGGAACGUCUACACCGCCGACUGCAUCUCAAGUCCAUGUUGUACAUGCAUUGGGUGAUGGAGGAAGCAGCACGGAUGCAUCAUCUGUCUCAAGGCAGUCUAUAUUUGAAGCUAUACAGGAACCCCAUCCGGAAUCACCUAGGACAUCACACGAGAUAUCAGAACCAGAAGAUGACCGACGACAGCUAAGGGGAGAGAUAUCGUAUUCAUCGGGAAGGAAGAAGCCCCCACCACCAAAUUCGAGGCAUGGUAAGCUGAUAAGAGUGGAACUACGAGAUGACACCACAUUGAGUGCUCUUCAGUCACCCCCAACACCAGGAUCCAUCACAUCACAACAUUAUUUUAGUUCGAGUCCUCGCUCGCAGACAGACCUCAACAAACCGUUACCUCCAGCACCCAAUCGUGCCAGCCAUGAUUCAGACCGGGAAUCCAUAUUCGAUAAAGAAGCCGCGGGCAAAACACCGGAGUCACCAUCACCGGAGUCAUUACAACAGAAGAAAACAGCACCAGCUCCCCCUUUGAGUCGACGGCAUAGCCAAAAAGUCCCAGAAUCCAAGCUCAAUCGCCCUGCUACCGCCAGACUAUCUCCGAAACCCGAAGAAGAAUUAUCUUCAGCUUCUUUGACACCACCCCCCAACGAGAAUACAAGACCACGAUCAAACAGUGGACGUGCACCCCCACCUCCAGCACCACCAUCUCGCCGAAUCGGUUCAGUAAGAAUGAACUCUUCAUCACAAAACUUACCAUUAUCUUCACCGUCCAGUGUAUCACUACCUUCUCCACCUCCAGCCCGAGGAACAGCUCGAUCCAUAUCAGGAGGCAAACCACCAUCUGUACAUAGUAUGGACCUCUCCACCCCAAGCAACAAACGAGCCUCGGUCAUGCCACCGCCCCCUCCACCUCCUCGACACGGCCGUACGAGUUUCGACGGCCAAUCUCCUGGUACUUCCAGGAGAACAAGUAGUGACUACCCUCGACGAAGUAUGGAUAGUGCGAGAAGAGGUUCAGCAGCAAGUUCUGUGCUACAGAUGCCAGAAGAAGUUCAAGGACCCGCUGGACAUGAUAUCCUGGCUGAUUUGAGUAAAUUGCAAGCGGAGAUUGAUGCGUUAAGGAAUCAGGCGGAAAAGGAAAGAGUUUUAUGAUAGGUUUUGUUGCAUACCUAGGAUUGAGAGGGAUGAAGAUAGAGGGGCGAAAAGAGGCUGUGAAUACGAAUAAUGUAUUUAGGGCAGACGGACAUGAUAUCAAUGGAUUGAGAUGAAUAUCCAAUACCAAAUCCUGGCUUACCGGCUGUUUUGACCAACCAUUAACGCCUCUAUUUGUAGCCGAGUGUAGAUGGAGUGCUGAAAGUAGGACCUAAACACGGCUGAGGCAAACGUGCAU